Acanthopagrus latus (yellowfin seabream) is the source of this 5258-nucleotide messenger RNA. RefSeq names its product 3'-5' RNA helicase YTHDC2. Gene Ontology annotation, molecular function: ATP binding; RNA binding; protein binding. The coding region runs from base 218 to 4417 and encodes 1399 amino acids. NCBI's taxonomy places the organism in Eukaryota, Metazoa, Chordata, Actinopteri, Spariformes, Sparidae. The record is from RefSeq and is a predicted model, not a curated record. The transcript has 32 exons. Gene Ontology annotation, cellular component: intracellular anatomical structure.
GCUCGUCUGAAACGAGCCUGCACUAAUUUUGACCCGUUUGGCUCUCGAUAGUUUGAAGGAGUCAGACCGGAAGUUAUUGUUACUUCCGUUAUUGGCGGCAACACUGCCGGCGGAACGGAAGACGUGCGUAGAUUCAACGAAUUAAUGAACAGCCGUGCAGCUGUUCUCCGACCCUUUCCAGUUUGAGUCUAGACAUAAAUCCAUACAGUUGUGCAUCAUGUCAAAUCAUGGCACAGCUUCACAAAAACAAACCAAAAGCCAGAACACACCACGGCGUUGUUCCAGCUCCACCAGCCUCGAUGAAGAAGUCAAGAUAGCAGUGAACCUCUCUCUGGAGAGGUUCCGAUACAGUGACCAAAAAGAAAUGGAAUUUCCCUCCUCCUUGUCCAGUACUGAGAGGGCUUUCAUUCAUCGUAUGGCCCAAUCCCUUGGUUACAUUUCGAAGAGCAAAGGGAAAGGACCAACUCGCUUCCUCACCCUCAGGAAGAAGGAUGGAUCAGAAAAACCUCGGCCUGCAAUGCCCCUCACUCUCUUCCACAAUUCAUUAUAUUUCAUCCGCAGUCUGCUUCAGAGGUUUCCCGUCAGCAAUAGGGAACGCAUAGACCUACAGCCGAACAAUAAGAGUGGCAAGUCUAUGGCUCCAGAGCCUGACAACAGUUGUGAUAGGAAUAGGACAAGUGGGCGCUUAAACAACGGCAUACCCAUGGUACCUCGGAGGAGGAAUCCAUCAGAACUGGACAGCUUUCGACGCUCCCUGCCUGUGCAUGAACGCCAGGGGGAAAUUGUCCAGCUCAUCAGAGAAAACAGGGUGGUGCUGGUGGUGGGAGAGACUGGCUCUGGAAAAACUACACAGAUCCCACAGUUCCUGUUGGAUGAAUGCAGUAGGAAUGAUGAGCCUUGCAGAAUUUUCUGCACUCAGCCCAGACGUCUGGCUGCCAUUGCUGUGGCUGAGAGAGUGGCAACUGAGAGAGGAGAGAGUGUGGGCCAGACUGUCGGCUAUCACAUCAGACUAGAGAGCAGGGUCUCCCCCAAGACACUGCUAACCUUUUGCACCAGUGGAGUGUUCCUCAGAACAUUGAUGGCUGGAGAUGCCAGCCUGACAACUGUCACACAUGUCAUUGUGGACGAGGUGCAUGAGCGUGAUGGUCUGACUGAUUUCCUGCUCACUAAAAUGCAGGAUGUUCUUCAGAAGAUCCCAACAUUAAAACUUAUUCUCUCCAGUGCUGCUCUGGAUGUAGAUCUGUUCCUGAAGUAUUUUGGCUCCUGCCCUGUGAUCAAUCUCAAAGGAAGACAGUUUGAAGUGACGGAAUUCUUUCUGGAGGAUAUUCUGAAGCUGACGGGCUUCAACCAUAAGGACAUGAGGAAAUACAAGGAGGAGACACACAGAAAGGAAAAGAAGCAGAAACGUUUGACGGAGUGGUGUAAGGCUGUGGAGAAGAGUUGUUUUGUUGAGGAACAGAUGACCGCAUUGUCUGCCACAGGCUUCCACCAGGAAAGUAACUCCCUGGAAAGAGAAGACGGCACCUUCAACAAAACCAAUGAGAAUGGCACAGAACAAUUGGAGCAGUGGCUGAUGAAAGAAAUGGACUCCUGCAUUUCUAACGUUUUCCUCAAUGAAGACCAGGAUGCUUUCACUCAGCUCUUCAACCUCAUCCUUUAUGAAAGGGUUAACGUGGACUACAGGCACAGUGAGACUGGGUCCACACCUCUGAUGGUGGCAGCAGGACGGGGGUUCCUCACACAGAUGGAGCAACUGCUCAACAUGGGGGCCAACAUCAACAUGAAGGCAUCCAAUGGAUGGACAGCUUUAGACUUUGCCAAACACUUUCAGCAAACAGAGGCUGUGGAUCUACUCAAAUCCUCCAUUCCUUUGGGGGAGGUGAGCAGCCUGGAUGAGUCCACUCUGCUGCAGUGUGGCAGUGCAGAGCUAAGCACUGAAGACCAGGAGCUACUCAAACUCUACCACCACGGCUUUGAUGAUGAGUUGGUGGACCUGGACCUCAUCAUGGCGCUGCUGCAUAAUAUCUGCUCCACCAGUAGUGAUGGGGCUGUCCUGAUUUUUCUUCCUGGAUAUGAUGAGAUAGUGACACUCAGGGACCGCAUCCUGUAUGACGAUAAAAGAUUUUCCACCCAGUCUGAGAGGUACCGGGUGUUCACUCUACAUUCAGAUAUGCAGACACGGGAUCAGAAGAAAGCCAUGGACACCUCUCCACCUCGUGUCAGGAAGAUAAUUCUUUCUACUAACAUCGCAGAGACAAGCAUCACUAUCAACGAUGUUGUCUUCGUCAUUGAUUCAGGAAAGGUCAAGGAGAAAUCCUUUGAUACUCUCAGUCAUGUAUCCAUGUUGAAGACAGUUUGGAUUUCCAAAGCCAGCGCUCUACAAAGGAAGGGAAGAGCGGGACGAUGCAGACCAGGGAUUUGUUUCCACCUUUUCAGUCGACUCAGGCACAGUAACAUGCUGGAAUUCCAGGUUCCACAGCUGCUGCGCAUGCCACUGCAGGAGCUGUGUCUACAGACCAAACUACUGGCUCCUUCCUCCUGUCCAGUAGCAGAGUUCUUGUCCAAGGCUCCACAACCUCCUUCAGCACAUGCUAUCAAGAAUGCUGUGCAGAUGCUAAAGACAAUAGAUGCUAUGGACCAGUACGAAGACCUGACUGAUCUGGGCUACCACCUGGCUGAUCUGCCUGUGGAACCCCACCUAGGCAAGAUGGUGAUGUGUGCUGUGGUACUCAAGUGUCUGGACCCCAUUCUAACCAUUGCCUGUACAUUGGCCUAUCGUGACCCCUUCAUCCUUCCCGCCCAGGGCUCUCAAAAAAAAGCUGCUCUUGACUGCCGCAAAAGUUUCACUUCCAGCUCCCUCAGUGACCACAUGGCCUUGCUGAGAGCCUUCCAGGCAUGGCAGAAAGCCCGUAGUGAGGGCUGGGAGAGAGCCUUCUGUGAGAAAAACUUCCUGUCCCAGGCCACCAUGGACAUGAUACUUGGCAUGAGGACGCAGCUGCUGGGACAACUCCGCGCUAUUGGUUUCGUCCGUGCCCGUGGGGGCAGUGAUAUCCGCGAUGUCAAUCUGAACUCUGAGAAUUGGGCCGUGGUAAAGGCAGCCCUAGUGGCAGGCAUGUAUCCAAACCUGGUCAAUGUCAAUCAGGAGACCUCCCUGCUUUCCAGUAACAGGGAGAAGAAAGUCCACUUUCACCCCACAUCGGUCCUGAGCCAGUCCAAGUUUAUGGAGAACCGCAAAGCCAAAUUGGCCCACGCCUAUCCCACAGACUGGUUGAUCUAUGAUGAGAUGAGCCGAGGCCACAGGAUAGCCAGUGUCCGCUGUUGCUCCAUGGUGACACCCAUCACUGUAGCCAUAUUUGGAGGUUGUGCCAAAAUUCCCAGCUCAGCCCUACAGGAACCUGCUCUACAGAAAGUUACAGAUAGUCCACUAGAUGACAUCAGUGACAGUGAGACAGAGGACCUUGCUGGGUUGAAGAUAGAUGACUGGCUCAUUUUCCAAAUGGAAAGAGAAACUGCAGGGCUGGUGUUUGAACUCAGGCAGAAGUGGCAAAGUUUGUUCAUCAAGAGGAUCCGCUGCCCUUCCAAGCCAUGGUCUCAGCAAGAAGAGGCUGUCAUUCGCACUCUGGUUUCUGUGCUCACAGCAGAGGAGCAAGCGGCAGGCCUGCAGCAGCCCACAGGGAUUGGCCAGCGGCCCCGGCCCAUGUCAUCAGAGGAGGGACCUCAUGAUUCUGUGAAGAACUCCAAGAACAGUCCUCAACUACCCACAAACACAAUGAAUGACAAAGCCUGUAGAACACCAGCAGCCUCAGGUCGGCUUCAGAUGAAAGCCCAUAACAAAGAUGAGGCCUCACUGCCCAUAAAUCAGCUCUCUGAUGAGCCUCACUUCUACAGUAAUUUUUCCUGCUCUGUGACUGCGGACAGCCCCUCUGAAAGCCCUGGUCCCUCCUCCUCUGGAAAGCAGAUCUCAAAGCCAGUGUCUCAUUUUGGCUCUUCAUCAGUGCAGUAUUUCAUCAUGAAGAGCAGCAACAUCAGGAACAUUGAAAUUUCUCAGCAGAAAGGUAUCUGGUCCACUACACCAAGCAAUGAGGCAAAACUCACCAAAGCCCUACUGGAGAAUAACCUCAUCAUCCUCAUCUUUUCUGUUCAGGGCUCUGGACACUUCCAGGGCUAUGCUCGAAUGACAUCAGUCAUCACGCAGGAGAGCUGCCAGGACUGGGACUUUAUGGGACUAGGAGGGGUUUUCAGUGUGAAGUGGAUCCACAAGGAGAGUCUUCCUUUUCACUGUACCCAACACAUCCUCAACCCAUGGAAUGACAACAAGAAGGUCCAAAUCAGCAGGGAUGGACAGGAGUUAGAGCCCCAAGCAGGCAACCAGCUACUGAUGCUUUGGGAGGGAAACUCUGAGAGUCAAGUUCAAUAAGAGAUGGCAGCACAUCACUUCCCUGCACAACACUCCUGCCACUUCUGCCUCAAACUACACUUGUUUACUGUAUAUUAAUAGAACCAUUUGCUUUUCUAUCAGGUAGGAAAGAGAUGUUUAAAAUAUUGCAUGUAUUAUUUCUACUUUGCCUUAAAUAGCACUAUAACACUGCACUACCAGUUAAGGGGAGAUGGCUGGGCUAUGGAAGAUUGACUGACUGAUUUAUUUGAAAGCCAAAUUUCAACUAUUUUCCUCUCCUGUUUCUUGUCUGUUUAAAAACAAGCUCCAUUCAGGAUUUACUUUAUGUUCGCAUCGGUACUUGUGUUAUUAUAAAACAGUAUGUUUGAAUAUCAAUGGAUGUUCAACAGGAGUUUAAAUAAAUUUGAUUAAACAUGUUUGUAUCACAAAUUUUAGGAUUUGAUUUCACAGUUCAUUCAAAUUGUUGAUUACCCCUCAGAUUGUUUUAAUGAUGUCCAAUUAGUUUUUUUGUUUCAUAUUUACAGUACACAAACACUUAAACUUCUGAGACUGUGUUUUUCAGAAUUAUAUGAUGUUUAUAAAGUUCUAAUGUUGAAGCUUUGCUCGUAUGAUGUUUUAGUGCCUUGGGCUCUACUGGGCAUCAUCAGGGACUAUUUAUGGAACUCAUUUAAACAUAUUUGUUAGUUUUUUGUUUCGUCCAUGUAGACAGAAAACAAAAUGUUGUCAGUAUUUGAACCUUGAAAAUUAAACAUUAAUUUUAACUGCUGUAUGAGGAGAUGUUAAAAAUGUUUACUAUUGAGUUAAGGCAUCUGAAUGAUUGUAUUAAUGGGAUCACAAGAAUAAAGAGUGAUGUCAUGUUUCA